UUUUUUCUACAGAUGAUAGAAUAUUCCAUAUUUAUCUCUAAAUGUAUUGUUACUCUUCUGACAUAUAAGUAUUGAACUGGUGCGGUGUGUUGUGUUUGUAAUAAAAAAAAACGAAUCAGCUGAUUUUUAAAAAUGUCCGACGAGAAAAAGACAGAUAAGAAUAAUGCAGAUUCUCCCGAUGAUCCAGAAUUAGAUGAUCUUCUUGAUAGUGCAUUAGAGGAUUUUAAUAAAAAGGAAGUAAAAAAAGAUGAAUCAUCAGCUGAAGCAGCAUUACCGCAAGGUGGUGAAGAAGCUGUAGAUGAGGAAUCCUGGUCACAAGAUUUUAUCAAACAAGCAGCCGAUCAAUUCGAAAAAAAUCUUCAAAAUCUAAUUCAAAAUGGAGGCGAUGGUGAUUUUGGAGCAUCAAUUCAAAGGAUGGCACAAAGUGUUCAAAGUGCAAUGACAACCGAGGGAAAUGAUCCCGAAGGUGUUUCUGCUGAUUUUCAAUCGGCAAUUUCACAAGCGCUACGAGAUUUAUCAGUGACUGCAGAAAAUAUGCAGAAUUCAGGAGGCGAUUUUGGUGAAUCCGAAUUGGCAGCAAUGUUAGAGCAAUCAAAUUUAGAAGAAGCGCCCGGAGAAUUUUUACCAUUUAUGCAAGGAAUGAUGCAGUCAUUAUUAUCAAAAGAAGUUCUAUAUCCAUCAUUAAAAGAUUUAGUUGAAAAAUAUCCACAAUGGUUAGAGGAAAAAAAAGACACAUUAUCGUCAGAGGAUUUUACACGUUAUUCAAAACAAUUGGAACUCAUGGAAAAGGUUUGUGCGGAACUUGAAACUGAAAAAGAGGACGACACUGAUGAAAUAAAAAAACGUAGAUUUGAUAAAACAUUAAUAUUAAUGCAAGAAAUGCAAACAUGUGGCCAUCCACCUGAAGAUUUAAUUGGCGAGCAACCUUCACUAUUCCAAUCGGACGCAUCGGGAAAUCCAAUUGUUCCUUCAUUUCCACCGAUUGGUGAUCCACAAAAUUGUUCUGUUAUGUGAAAUCAAAUUUCAAUUAAAUAAUAUUUAAAAAAAAAAUUUCUCAAUUUUUUCUGAGAAAAUAAAGUGCAAUCAUUCACCUUCGAAUCAUCGUUUGAAAAACAAAAAAAAAAAAAGGAUUCGACACUGUAAAAUUAUUUAUAUCAAGAUUUCCCCUGAAUAUUGAACUAUUUGUACAGCGUAAACGUAACAAAAUCGAAGGUAACGCUAUUUUAAUUGUGUAGAAAAUGGAUUAGUAAAUUAUUUGUACUCACCAUUAAAAUGAAAAAAAAAAAAAAAUUUUCCAACUUUUAA
Leptopilina boulardi is the source of this 1305-nucleotide messenger RNA. RefSeq names its product peroxisomal biogenesis factor 19 (gene Pex19). Bases 133 to 1014 code for a protein of 293 amino acids. The record is from RefSeq and is a predicted model, not a curated record. NCBI's taxonomy places the organism in Eukaryota, Metazoa, Arthropoda, Insecta, Hymenoptera, Figitidae. Gene Ontology annotation, cellular component: peroxisome; peroxisomal membrane. The transcript has 5 exons. Gene Ontology annotation, biological process: protein import into peroxisome membrane.